Molecule: messenger RNA, 2704 nt
Organism: Eucalyptus grandis
Lineage: Eukaryota; Viridiplantae; Streptophyta; Magnoliopsida; Myrtales; Myrtaceae
Product: probable protein phosphatase 2C 23
Exons: 4
Coding region: 338-2509 (723 amino acids)
Biological process (GO): protein dephosphorylation
Molecular function (GO): protein serine/threonine phosphatase activity
Source: RefSeq, a predicted model, not a curated record
AUUUCAAAUACCCCCCUAUCCUAGAAGUCAACGCCUCUCUCUUUCUCCCCUCUUCUCUUCUACUUCGCCUCCUCUUCUUCUUCUUCUUCUUCUUCUUCUUCAUCAGUUUCCUUUCUCCAUCAGCGGAUUUCCGGUUGAGCAUGAAUGGUUUAUCCCUCGUCAUCCACCGCUUGAGCCGAGAGAAGCGUGAAGCAAACCAUCGAAUCUCCUCCUCCUCCUCGCCCUCCUUCUUCUUCUCCAUCCGGUUCCUCUUUAUGUCGCCGGGCUUCUGAAUUUGUUUGGUUAUUUGAUUCCUUCGAUUUUUAUUCUUUUUUUUUUUUUCUUUUGGCCCUCCGAUAUGGGUAACGGGGUCGGCAAGUUCAGCGUCUGCUUCACCGGCGACGAUGACUCCUGCCGGCGGCACGACGUGUCGGUGCUCGUGGCGGAGCCUCUCGACGAGGGGCUGGGCCAUUCCUUCUGCUACGUCCGGCCCGACCCGACCCGGAUAUCCUGCUCCAAGGUCCAUUCGGAGGAGGAGACCACCACCUUCCGCGCGAUUUCCGGGGCCUCCGUGAGCGCCAACGCGUCGACGCCGCUGUCGACGUCGAUUCUCGAUUUCUACGCCUACGGAUGCAUCGACAAGUCCUCGACUUUCGAGAGCUCCACGUCUUUCUCUUCGAUCCCACUCCAGCCGAUUCCUCGGUGCUCCGUCGGCUCGGGCCCGCUGUCGGGCAACUUCGAUCGGGUCCCCGGGUCGGGUCCCCUGGAGAGGGGGUUCCUGUCGGGCCCGAUCGAGAGGGGGUUCUUGUCCGGGCCGUUGGAUCGGGGCAUCUUCUCGGGUCCGCUGGAGAACGGAGGCUCCGAUCAGUUCAAGAGGAGCUUCUCGCAUGCGGAUUCUGCGUUCAGGCACAAAUCAAGAAAAGGGCGGCUGAUUCGGGGGAUCAGGAAGGCGAUCUCGAAGAGGAUUUCUCGCGGGCAGAACUCGCUCGUCGCUCCGAUCAAGGCCGCGAAGGAUCCCUACUGGAUGUCGGCUGCAGAGAAGCAGCAUAACCAGCUUCGCAAUGAGAACUCCACGAUCAGUAGUCUUUACUUGAGCAGCGAAGGGAGCUUGGAGGAUUACGAUACGUUGGAGGGGCAGCAGAGCGUUCAGUGGGCGCAAGGGAAAGCAGGGGAGGAUCGGGUCCACGUCGUCGUGUCGGAGGAACGUGAGUGGAUCUUCGUCGGGAUCUAUGACGGGUUCAAUGGCCCCGAUGCUCCCGAUUAUCUGUUGUCCAAUCUGUACCGUGCCAUUCACAAGGAGCUCAGGGGAUUGUUGUGGGAUGAUGAUAAGUAUGAUCUUAGCCCUGUUCGGGCUUCUGAAGAUUCUAGACCAGACAUGAAGGAGUCGCUUUCUCGGGAUGAGUAUGAUCUACCGAGGAAUCGGGAUGGAGACGCGUGUUCUUCGUGCUUUGAGCAGGAGAACUACCCUUGCGCAAACAUAGAUUUGAGUUCUGAUUGGUCGUCGAAGAGGAAGAAGAACUCGAGUUCACGGAGCAAGCACAGAGGACCAGGAAAGAAGUGGGAGGAGAAUCAGAGGAAGUGGAAGUGCGAGUGGGACCGGGAGCGGUUAGAGCUCGAUCGGAGGCUAAAGGAACAGUUGAGUCGAUCGGGAUCGCAUGAUGGCAGAUCGAUCAAUCACUGUGACGUGUUGAAAGCGCUCUCUCAAGCUCUCAACAAGACAGAGGAGGCCUUUUUGGAUAUUGCAGAUAAGAUGGUUGUGGAAAAUCCUGAAUUAGCAUUAAUGGGCUCUUGUGUACUUGUGAUGUUGAUGAAAGGGGAAGAUGUUUACGUGAUGAACGUGGGCGAUAGCCGAGCAGUGUUGGCUCAAAAGGCGGGGCCGGACUAUAGGAUCGGCAAGGUCCAGCAAGACCUGGAAAAGAUUAAGGAAGAAACUUUAUAUGACAUUGAAGCUUCCGAUUGGGACCAACCUAGUGGAGUGAUCGGUUUGAAUGCAUUUCAGCUUAGUGUGGAUCACAGCACGAGUGUGGAAGAGGAAGUUCAGAGAAUAAAAAAGGAGCACCCUGACGAUGCUUCUGCAUUGGUGAAUGAUCGAGUUAAGGGCUCCUUGAUAGUCACUCGCGCUUUUGGUGCUGGCUAUCUCAAACAGCCUAAGUGGAAUGAUGCGCUUCUGAAGAGGUUCAGAAUCGAUUAUGUAGGAAGCUCCCCAUACAUCACUUGCUCACCAUCUCUCUACCACCACAAGUUAGGUCCCAAAGACAGGUUUCUGAUAUUGUCUUCCGAUGGACUCUAUCAAUACUUUACGAAUGAAGAAGCGGUUGCUGCGGUUGAGCUUUUCAUUGACUUGCAACCUGAAGGAGACCCUGCCCAACACCUCAUUGAGGAAGUGCUAUUUCGUGCAGCAAAGAAAGCCGGCAUCGAGUUUCAUGAUUUGCUUGAAAUACCACAUGGAGAUCCAAGGCGGCGGUAUCAUGACGACAUUUCCAUCAUAAUUAUCUCGUUAGAGGGAAGGAUUUGGAGAUCUAGUGUAUAAAACAGAGCUGCAUAUAGGAAGAUAGAGAGACACGAUCUACUAAAAGAACAUGAGGCAUCUCCUUUUUGCUGUUCCUUUUCCCGGGUCACAUCUGUAAAACCAAUUCAGAUAUGCCUGAUCUAAAUGAAUUAUUUGUGUAUUCUUCUCUCUUCACAAUACUAAGUCAAGAAAAUAAACACAUUUUGCUCUCUUUUA